CCAGACCUUACUUUCUACAUUUUGCUGGAAAGAGGCUGCUUUGUGCACCAAGCCUUUAAAUUGUGAGCAACCACUUCCUCGCUGCUUUCGCCUUUUCAGGUCGCAUUGCUCAAGGAUCUCAGUCAACUCCUCUCACCAUGAAGAGUUUUGCUCUUCUUUUGCUAGUACUGAGCUGCGGCAUAGGAGGAUUGGGACAGAAGCUGAAGCCAAAGAAAAGAAGCAGUGGUGAAGAAAUCAAUUUCCGGACUAAAACCAAAGAUGUUUGCACAAUGAGCAUGAGUGGGGAUGAGGAGAUGAAACUUAGAAUUGAAUGCAGAAGCCAAGGCAUGUCCUACUGGUGUGAAUUCGCUGGCAAGCCGUCAGUCUGUCGGGCUUUCAGAAACAAUCCAAAGAUUUACUGGAAUCAGAUCGCCGCGGAACUCAGAAAGCUCCCGCACGCUUGCGAAUCCACACAAGUGCUGAAGACCACCAUGUGCCAAAAGGCUCCCGCGGAGGCUCUCAUGAAGCAAAUAGCUGCUGGUGUGGAGCCAGAAGAUCUGGCAAACCAGGACAAAUCAGUCCAGAAAACUUCCACUUCUAUGAGGGGAGCAGGGAGAAGCUCCGUUAAUAAAAUAGGGAAACCUCCAAUACUACCUCUUAUAAAACCAGCCCAACAUGGUCAAGGGUCUGAAAAUGAAAUGGAAGCAAUGAAACUGGCACAGGAACAUUGCUGGGAGCCCCUGCAUGGUGUCUGCUCCUACAUUAUUGGCAUCUUUAGAGGUUAAGGAUUUGCUUCAGAGCAGAAUUUUUACAGCUGAAGAAGGGUCCUUGCAGUAGUUUUAUAAUUUAGAUGUAAGAAUUUUGGUUUAAAAAUGCAUCAUCUCUGUAGAUUUUGUAUCUGUUUUCUCUCUGCAGCCCCAGACUGAAACCUUUUAACAGCCCUGAAACAUGCAUGAGACUGGAGUGACUGUACGUAGUGUUAGGAUGAUGUAGCUGUUCCUAGGUCUGUUACACGUCAGGGUGUGCUGCAUUUGUGUUACCAACGUUCCACUUUAAGAGUUCUGGCCUUGAAUAGGUUUUUGUGUGUUCUGAUUUCCUUCAGUUUGUUAGAGAUGAAAGCUGUAAAUGCUGCUACAGUUGGUACAAAAAUAAAAUUUUUGAAAACAUA
Columba livia (rock pigeon) is the source of this 1147-nucleotide messenger RNA. RefSeq names its product fibroblast growth factor binding protein 2 (gene FGFBP2). The transcript is spliced from 2 exons. Gene Ontology annotation, biological process: cell-cell signaling. Lineage: Eukaryota; Metazoa; Chordata; Aves; Columbiformes; Columbidae. Gene Ontology annotation, molecular function: growth factor binding. The coding region runs from base 138 to 764 and encodes 208 amino acids. The record is from RefSeq and is a predicted model, not a curated record.